Molecule: messenger RNA, 1053 nt
Organism: Bicyclus anynana (squinting bush brown)
Lineage: Eukaryota; Metazoa; Arthropoda; Insecta; Lepidoptera; Nymphalidae
Product: carboxypeptidase B-like
Exons: 6
Coding region: 1-1053 (350 amino acids)
Biological process (GO): proteolysis
Molecular function (GO): metallocarboxypeptidase activity; zinc ion binding
Source: RefSeq, a predicted model, not a curated record
AUGACAAAACUGGAUAAUCUGCAAGAAGAUACGACGGUAAUCAAAUUAAAAGAACCAGAAGAGUCAGAUGAGGAUUAUCUAAGUGCGUACAGUAUAAAAAAACAGCUACAAGACAUCAUUCAGAAGAUUCCCGACGUAAACGUAACACUUACAGUCAUUGGUCGCACCAAAUCAUAUCUAGACAUCGUUCUACUGAAGAUCACAAAAGCUAAAGACGCAUACUUUAAAGCUAACGAGAAGUAUGUUGAUGAGAAGCCAGAAAAGAAAAUAAUCUUUAUCGUCCACGGUUUGAGCGUGAUGGGUAUACAGACGCUACCAUGCCUGUCAACGGCUACAUCAUUUUUAAAGCUUUUGGAAUAUUAUCUUCAAUAUUUGGAUAUCUUUGACAUAUUUUUAAUACCUAUGGCAAAUCCGGAUGGCUACGCCAAGAGCAAGGUACCCACAUCUGUUUGGAACAAAAACGCAGCACCGCAAACCGAUUGCAUAGGAGUUGCUUUAGACCGCAAUUUUGAUGUCGCUUGGAGUAAUAACAGUACAAUCAGUUCCUGCAACCAAGAGUAUCCUGGUCAAAUGUCUUUUUCCGAAGAGGAAUCUCAAGCUAUACGUGAUAUAUUUCACAAGUAUAAUCACAAAAUAGCUGCUUAUUUGAACGUACAUGCUGGGACUUAUGGAUCAGAAACGUUUAAGGGUGACGCAGUAUUAUACCCCCACGGUUAUACGGAUGCUAUAACUGACGAAGACAAGUUCAUAGACUUGAAAGGAGAAAUUGACGAGGCAAUUAGAAACGCAAGUUUUCAAGUAUACUCAGUUACUGUGGAUACACUGUACAAUUGGUAUGGAAGGGUCAACGGAGCAAGCGUGGAUUAUGCUUCUACGAUAUAUGGCAUUCCUUUCGCUUUGGAACUAGUGAUGCAGCCAUAUGACGAUGAAGAUGUAUCUGGCGAUAACGUCACUUUCUCGGAUAGCGCUCUCACUCAGGUGUGGGGUAGAAUCAUUGACGUCAUAUUCAAAUUCGUAUCGAAGAGUUUUGAAAAAGACAACGAGACCCGUUAA